Neoarthrinium moseri is the source of this 2046-nucleotide messenger RNA. RefSeq lists its product as uncharacterized. Lineage: Eukaryota; Fungi; Ascomycota; Sordariomycetes; Amphisphaeriales; Apiosporaceae. The transcript has 3 exons. The record is from RefSeq and is a predicted model, not a curated record. Bases 1 to 2046 code for a protein of 681 amino acids. Gene Ontology annotation, molecular function: histone deacetylase activity.
AUGGCGCACGCCGCGCCCGUUGACAUCGCCAAUGGCAAUGGCGUCGCCCUCGGCGCCCCUUCCAACAAGAAGGUCGCCUACUUCUACGACUCCGACAUUGGAAACUUUGCCUACGUCGCCGGCCACCCCAUGAAGCCCCACCGCAUACGACUCGCCCACAGCCUGAUCAUGAACUACGGCGUCUACAAGAAGAUGGAGAUCUACCGCGCGAAGCCCGCCACCCGCCUCGAGAUGACGCAGUUUCACACCGACGAGUACAUCGACUUCCUGCAGAAGGUCAGCCCCGAGAACAUGGAGAGCUACCAGCGCGAGCAGACCAAGUUCAAUGUCGGCGACGACUGCCCCGUCUUUGAUGGCCUCUUCGAGUUUUGCGGCAUCAGCGCCGGUGGCAGCAUGGAGGGUGCCGCCCGUCUGAACCGCCAGAAGUGUGACAUUGCCGUCAACUGGGCAGGAGGACUGCAUCACGCCAAGAAGAGCGAAGCUAGCGGCUUCUGCUACGUAAAUGAUAUCGUCCUCGGAAUUCUCGAGCUUCUACGAUUCAACAAGCGCGUGCUCUACAUUGACAUCGAUGUCCAUCACGGAGACGGCGUCGAGGAGGCUUUCUACACCACCGACCGGGUCAUGACCGUGUCGUUCCACAAGUACGGCGAGUACUUCCCCGGAACUGGCGAGCUUCGCGACAUCGGUAUCGGCCAGGGCAAAUACUACGCCGUCAACUUCCCGCUCCGCGACGGCAUCGACGACUCCUCGUACAAAUCCAUCUUUGAGCCUGUCAUCUCCAGCGUUAUGGAGUUCUACCAGCCCGACGCUGUGGUGCUGCAAUGUGGUGGCGACAGCUUGUCGGGCGAUCGCCUGGGUUGCUUCAACCUCAGCAUGGAGGGCCACGCCAACUGUGUCAAGUUUGUCAAGAGCUUCAACCUGCCGACCUUGGUACUUGGCGGUGGUGGUUACACUAUGCGCAACGUCGCCCGAACGUGGGCUUUCGAGACUGGCCUGCUUGUUGACGCCAACAUGGAGAAGGCUCUACCAUUCAACGAAUAUUACGAGUACUAUGGACCCGACUACGAACUCGCCGUCCGGGCCUCCAACAUGGAGAAUGCCAACAGCCCCGAGUAUUUGGAGAAGAUCAAGAACCAGCUGAUCGAAAACCUGAGGCGGACGGCACAUGCCCCCUCGGUACAGAUGCAAGACGUGCCGCCCGACUUCCCCCAGACCUUGACCGAGGAGGAAGAGGCGGAACUGGACGACAUGGACGAGGACGAGAGCAAGGACAUGCGCAUGACCCAGCGGCAGUGGGAGAAGCAGCGAGAGCCUGACAAUGAGUACGAGGAGAGCGACAACGAGGAGCUCGAGAGAGCGAACGGCAUCCACCCCCAAAACGGCAACGCUGGACGCAAGCGUCAGUUUACCGACUACCAAAAUCCCGAUCUAGCAGACGACAGUGGUGCGCCUACUCCGGUCGGCGGCAACAAUGCCGAGAAGGUCAUUCAAUCCAAGGAGGCGGACGAGGUCAUGGAGGAUGCACAGCCCGAAAAACCCUCGGAGCCCGAGGGUAUUGCCGAGGAACAGGAGCAGCUGAAAGAGGCACAGAAGUCCACCGAGGCCGCAGCGGAUGUCGACAAGGACGGCGAUGUCGAUAUGGGCGAGACUGUUCCCGAGAAGGAGGCCCCUAAUGACACGGAAGUGAAGAAGGAGGAAGCCAGCUCACCCAAGCCGGCGGCCGAUAGCGCCCAAAGCCCCCCGAAGCAGGUGGCGACUGCGGUCAUGAUACCUGAUGCCGAGCCCACGACCGAGUCGGCAACAGAAAAGGCAUCCUCAGACUCUGGCGACAAACCUGCCGAAGAGCCAGCCGGGGCCGAGGCCGAGACGGUUGCCCCGACAGAGGCGAAAGAACCGGAGGCCAGCGGAGACGCCAUGGAUGUCGAUGAACCGAAGGCAGACGAGGAGCCCAGCAAGGAGAAGGAGAAGAGCGCGGAACCAGCGCCUUCGACGGCGGACAAGCCUGAGGAGGGGAAGACUGAAGACGAGAGCGAGGCUGCAUCGUGA